GGAAUACAUGCAACAGCUGGUUUCGUUUCUGGUGGAUUGAGAAUUAAAUGUGACUCAAAAUGCCUAUAAACUGCAAAUCCCAGUGCGGCAAUCGAGCUGCCUUGAAGCGUCCCAAAACCGGCGAUGCCCUAUGCAAGGAGUGCUUCUUUGCCGCCUUCGAGGCGGAGAUUCAUCACACAAUCUCCUCGAGCAAUUUGUUUCGGCGUGGUGAAAAGGUGGCAGUGGCAGCUAGUGGAGGCAAGGAUUCCACUGUCUUGGCUCAUGUCAUGAAACUGCUUAACGAACGACAUGAUUAUGGUCUUGAACUGGUACUUCUGUCCAUUGACGAGGGGAUUACUGGUUACCGGGACGACAGUUUGGAGACAGUCAAGCAGAAUCGUGAUGACUAUCAAAUGCCCUUGAAGAUUUUGUCCUACGAGGAGCUCUACGGAUGGACUAUGGACCGCAUUGUAGGACAAAUCGGACGUUCCAACAACUGCACCUUUUGCGGAGUUUUCCGCCGACAAGCUUUAGAUCGCGGGGCCAAGCUGCUGGGCGUGGACAGUAUAGCCACCGGUCACAAUGCCGAUGACAUUGCAGAGACAGUCCUGAUGAACGUGCUCCGCGGGGACACGGCACGCCUCCGACGCUGCACUGACAUACGGACCGGCGGCGGAGAGGAUUCUAUUCCGAGAGUAAAACCCCUUAAGUACAGCUACGAGAAGGAGAUCGUUAUGUAUGCUCACUAUAAAAAGCUUGUCUACUUCUCCACGGAGUGUGUAUUUGCUCCCAAUGCGUAUCGUGGACAUGCCAGAGCAUUUCUUAAGGAUUUGGAAAAGGUGCGCCCUUCGGUUAUCAUGGACAUCAUAUACUCUGGAGAACAGCUACGGUUCAAGGACACCGUAAAAAAGCCAGUGCGCGGCAUCUGUACUCGAUGUGGCUUUGUUUCCUCACAGCAGCCCUGCAAGGCUUGCGUUCUCCUCGAGGGUCUCAAUAGAGGAUUACCCAAGUUAGGCAUAGGCAAAAAGUCUAAAGGCGAACGAAUGAUUGCUAAGCAGGAUAAGGAACUAGCCCUUCGGGAGCGUGCAAAUUUAGUAAAAAACGAUUUUUAA
Drosophila eugracilis is the source of this 1091-nucleotide messenger RNA. RefSeq names its product cytoplasmic tRNA 2-thiolation protein 1 (gene Ctu1). Gene Ontology annotation, molecular function: tRNA binding. Bases 60 to 1091 code for a protein of 343 amino acids. The record is from RefSeq and is a predicted model, not a curated record. Lineage: Eukaryota; Metazoa; Arthropoda; Insecta; Diptera; Drosophilidae. The transcript is spliced from 3 exons. Gene Ontology annotation, cellular component: cytosolic tRNA wobble base thiouridylase complex; mitochondrion. Gene Ontology annotation, biological process: tRNA wobble position uridine thiolation.